AUGACCGCCCCUCCUCAACCGAGCCACCUCACCUGCCGCCCCUCGUUGGGCCACCUCACCGCCGCCCCUCGUUGGGCCACCUCCCCGCCAGCCGCCUCGUUGGGCCUCCCGCCCGCCUCGUUGGGCCACCUCACCCGACCGCCCCUCGUUGGGCCCCACGCCCGCCCCUCGUUGGGCCACCUCACCCGACCGCCCCUCGUUGGGCCACCUCACCCGACCGCCCCCCGUUGGGCCACCUCACCCGACCGCCCCGUUGGGCCACCUCCACCCGCCCGCCCCUCGUUGGGCCACCUCACCCGACCGCCCUCGUUGGGCCAACUCAACCACCUCACCCGACCGCCCCUCGUUGGGCCAGCUCAACCACCUCACCCGGCCGCCCCUCGUUGGGCCACCUCACCCGACCGCCCCACGUUGGGCCACCUCACCCGACCGCCCCUCGUUGGGCCACCUCACCCGCCCGCCCCUCGUUGGGCCCACCUCACCCGACCGCCCCUCGUUGGGCCACCUCACCCGACCGCCCCUCGUUGGGCCACCUCUGACACCGCCCCUCGUUGGGCCACCUCACCCGCCCCUGGUUGGAGGCCCACUCUGACCGCCCCUCGUUGGGCCACCUCGCCCGACCGCCCCUCGUUGGGCCACCUCACCCGACCGCCCCUCGUUGGGCCACCUCACCCGCCCGCCCCUCGUUGGGCCACCUCACCCGCCCGCCCCUCGUUGGGCCACCUCACCCGACCGCCCCUCGUUGGGCCACCUCACCCGCCCGCCCCUCGUUGGGCCACCUCACCCGACCGCCCCUCGUUGGGCCACCUCACCCGACCGCCCCUCGUUGGGCCACCUCACCCGCCCGCCCCUCGUUGGGCCACCUCACCCGACCGCCCCUCGUUGGGCCACCUCCACCCGACCGCCCCUCGUUGGGCCCUCCACCCGACCGCCCCUCGUUGGGCCACCUCACCCGACCGCCCCUCGUUGGGCCCACCUCACCCGACCGCCCCUCGUUGGGCCCACCUCCACUUGACCGCCCCUCGUUGGGCCCACCUCCCGACCGCCCCUCGUUGGGCCACCUCACCCGACCGCCCCCCGUUGGGCCACCUCACCCGACCGCCCCCCGUUGGGCCACCUCACCCGACCGCCCCCCGUUGGGCCACCUCACCCGACCGCCCCCCGUUGGGCCACCUCACCCGACCGCCCAUGCGGAGGAGACCUAUAAGGAGGAGAUGA
This is a messenger RNA of Oncorhynchus keta (chum salmon), 1218 nucleotides long. RefSeq names its product proline-rich protein 2-like. NCBI's taxonomy places the organism in Eukaryota, Metazoa, Chordata, Actinopteri, Salmoniformes, Salmonidae. The transcript has 2 exons. The coding region runs from base 1 to 1218 and encodes 405 amino acids. The record is from RefSeq and is a predicted model, not a curated record.